AUGGUCGACAUCGUCCCUCUCUCCUCAUACCCCUCCUACAUCGACCUUCUCCCCUCCAUCCAAACUUGCAACAUCACAAACCUUCCGGAGAACUACUUUCUGAAAUACUACCUUUACCACGCCCUUACUUGGCCGCAGCUCAGUUUUGUGGCCGUCGUCCGCCCCCGCAAUGGGUACCCCGACGGCAAGAUCGCAGGCAAUUACCCCAAAGUCGUAGGGUAUGUGCUUGCCAAGAUGGAGGAGGAGCCUACGGAUGGUGUGCAGCAUGGGCAUAUCACCAGUUUGAGCGUUAUGAGGACACACCGGCGACUGGGAAUUGCGGAGAGGCUGAUGAGGAUGUCCCAGAGGGCAAUGGCUGAGUCGCACCGCGCGCAAUUCGUUUCUCUGCAUGUGCGUGUCUCCAAUACCGCUGCGCUGCACCUCUACCGCGAUACACUGGGCUUCCAGGUCGAUAGCGUUGAGAGCAAGUAUUAUGCUGAUGGGGAGGAUGCUUACGCGAUGCGCAUGGAUCUUUCAAACAUGUGGCUUGAUUGGGCGGAGAUCGAGCGGAAGGACCGGGAGCGCCAUGCGGCUGACGAGAAGGACGCGGACGAGGGCGAUGAGGUGGGGGAGCUGGGCAAGAAAGAGGACGAGAAGGAGAAGGAGAAGAUGGUGAGGGUCAAGGUUGGACGGAGUCUAGGGGUCGGUGACCUGGUGGAGAAGAACGAAGCGCAGACAGCGUCAGUUUAG
Aspergillus nidulans FGSC A4 is the source of this 729-nucleotide messenger RNA. RefSeq names its product peptide alpha-N-acetyltransferase complex A subunit ARD1. The record is from RefSeq and is a predicted model, not a curated record. The transcript is spliced from 2 exons. Gene Ontology annotation, molecular function: transferase activity; acetyltransferase activity; protein-N-terminal amino-acid acetyltransferase activity. NCBI's taxonomy places the organism in Eukaryota, Fungi, Ascomycota, Eurotiomycetes, Eurotiales, Aspergillaceae. Gene Ontology annotation, cellular component: NatA complex. The coding region runs from base 1 to 729 and encodes 242 amino acids.